This is a messenger RNA of Miscanthus lutarioriparius, 396 nucleotides long. The record is from the annotation of a GenBank genome assembly. Lineage: Eukaryota; Viridiplantae; Streptophyta; Magnoliopsida; Poales; Poaceae.
AUGCUGAGGACCGGUCCUGGCACUUCGCACUCUCGCGACAAGGCUCCGCCUUUGAGGAUCUGUAUCUCCACGUCCGCGCCCAUCAGCUGCGACGCCGGCGCCGCCAGUGCUGUCGGCGUGGACACGGCCACCGAACGCGCCAGGAAGUCGUGCGUGUCGGAGUGCUCGCUGGACGACGACGACGACGUCGUCGACCUGGAGGCCGGGCUGGCUGAGAUCACCAAGGCCAGCCCGGACAAGGCCGAGAGGAACUGCCGCAUCUGCCACCUCGGCCUGGACAGCGCCGCUGCCGAGUCCGGCGCCGGCAUCGUGCUCGGCUGUUCCUGCAAGGACGACCUCUCCUGUGCCCACAAGCAGUGCGCCGAGACCUGGUUCAAGAUCAGAGGCAACAAGUAA